Molecule: messenger RNA, 1497 nt
Organism: Argentina anserina (silverweed cinquefoil)
Lineage: Eukaryota; Viridiplantae; Streptophyta; Magnoliopsida; Rosales; Rosaceae
Exons: 10
Coding region: 10-1341 (443 amino acids)
Biological process (GO): protein prenylation
Cellular component (GO): cytoplasm
Molecular function (GO): protein prenyltransferase activity
Source: RefSeq, a predicted model, not a curated record
UCUCCGGUGAUGUUCCGGCCAACGAUGAACGGAGAAGAAAACGGUGGAGACCUUCUCAGGCAAUUUGAGCAGGUUUUGGAGUCUGAUCCUGCAAUUGAUGAGAUUGGAUUUGUUCAUCCAUCCCUGUUUGUCAACUUGAAUGAAGAGGCAGCCUCAUCAUCUGAUAGUGUUGGUAAUGUGGUGUGCUCGGAAGAUGGGAGUGCAGUGUUUUGGAAUAGGGAUCAUAAGCUGGGAAUUUCAACCAACGUUCUUAUUCCAUUGUAUAAGGAAGCUAAGCACGCGCUGAUUGGAGCAGUUCGACAAUAUAAGGGGCUGAACAGCACGUCUGAUGUGACUGGGGUUGAGAGUUCGGUGUGUGUGUCGUUGUCUUUGGAUGAUGGUAUUGAAAGUGAAGUCAUGAGGCAUACCAGGGCUGUUCUGUUAGUGAGUUCUGAUUAUGGCACUGCUUGGAAUUCCAGGAAGAUGGUGUUGUUAAAAAGGCAAGAGCAAACAACUUUAUUGGCUGAACUUCUAUUCUCAGCGCUUGUUCUUUCAUAUGCACCUAAAUCUGAGCAUGCUUGGUGCCACAGGCGAUGGGUCAUCAAAUUAAUUGCUGGAAAGUGUUCACCUCUGCAAGAUAUUGUCACCAAAGAGUCUGAGCUGGUGGAGAAAAUAGCCGAGAGGUCAAAAAUGAAUUACCGUGCAUGGUAUCAUCGUUGCUGGUUGGUGUCCUACAUGACAACAGAGCAGUCUCUACAUGAAUUAGAGAGAUCUAAAAAGUGGGCUGGCUUGCACGUUGCGGACCAUAGUUGCUUCCAUUAUCGCAGACAGCUAAUGCUUAGGAUUUUAAAGGACAGAAGCUGUCAACAAGAAAGUAUAUCUUUCAUUUGUAGUGUUACAAUGAAUCAACUGUGGAAGGAGGAGCUUGAUUGGGAUGAAAUGUUGAUAAAGCGCUACAUUGGAAGAGAGGCCCUAUGGCUUCAUCGGCGCUUCCUAUCCUUAUUUUGGAUAAAGCAUUUUUCAACUUGUGAUACUCGUCUGGCUGGUGAUUUAAAGCACAAAGCCAGCAUGAAUAAUGACUUUAGUAUCUUUCUGGAUCAUGAGUUUAAUCUCUUGUGGUCGUGCUCCAUCAUUCCAGAUGAUAAUUUUGAUGAUUACCAAGCACAGGCUACACAUUCUGCUACUUACAUGUUAUGGUUAAGUAAGCAAAUCCCGGAUUCUGGUGGCUUUGAAUUCCGGGAGAAGCUAAGAACCGAGAACCUGCAAGCCCUGCUCAACAAGGCGUGCCAUGAAAAGUCCUCAACUUGGGAUUCUAUACUGGCUGAUGUCGAAACGUUCGACCAUUUAGCAAAAGAGGGUUAGACCCCCACACCCAGCAACUAUCAGUUGACCAUAUAGUCUGUGAUGUCCAUUAUUAGUUGCAACAAUUACAAAUUGCAAUAGAGAUGCUACAUGAUUAUAGGAUUCCUAUCAAGCAAGAUGUAAACACUGACAAAUGAUGCAUUAUAUGUGAUUGAA